Molecule: messenger RNA, 1032 nt
Organism: Oppiella nova
Lineage: Eukaryota; Metazoa; Arthropoda; Arachnida; Sarcoptiformes; Oppiidae
Source: the annotation of a GenBank genome assembly
AUGAAUGAACUUAAUCUGAAAGACAAGACCAAAGACAUAGACAUAGCAUUGGAUGAGAGCAGUAGUAGUGAUGAGGAAAACGAACCCUUUUAUAAAAGUAGUGAAAAACAAAGCAAUGAUUUAAAUGAAGACAAAUCAGAGUUCGAGAGGAUUCAGGACUCAUUGAACGAGAAGAUCGCGAAACAGGAACGACUGAAUCUGUUGACAAAGUCGUGGCAAAUGAGUGGCGAAAUCUCAUCCGACAAAAGACCUGAAAACAGUCUUCUCGAAGAGCACCUGCACUUCGAUCACACCUCAAGACCGGCGCCACUGAUCACCGAAGAGACCACUUUCAAGUUGGAGGACAUUAUAAAACAGAGAAUUAAAGACAAUUCAUACGAUGAUGUCGUCCGCAAAGUUAAGCCCAAAGAGAAGCCAUUUGAAUACCGCCGAAGACUUACCAUGGAUUCGGAGAAAAGUAAACAAAGUUUGUCUCAAAUAUACGAAAAGGAAUUCUUAAGACAACAGCAGAACGAGAAGGAAGAGAACGAGAACUCAGAGCACAAAGAGAUCAAGAAAUCAUUGCGCAGUCUAUUCGUCCAAUUGGACGCUCUCUCGAGUUUCCACUUCACUCCCCGUCCCGUUCAGCCCGACAUCAAAAUCAUUAACAAUAUGCCGGCCAUUACUGUGGAAGAGGUGACGCCGUUGGCCACCAGUGAGGUGUCGCUCUUAGCCCCGCAGGAGGUCUUCAAUAAUCAGAAGAGAGAAUUGCAGACAAAGUCUGAGAAAUCAAAAACGGAUCGAAAGCGCGACCGAAGAGUGAAAAAGAGUAUUCAAAGCAAAAAAUUCAAACACAAUGAAAGCAAAGAAAAGGCCACCAAAAAGAAAACUAAAGACUCGAACACAUCCUCAGAAGACGUCAAACAUUUAAGUUCUUCGAAAGCAUUCUUCGAUAAAUUACAGGAAAAGACAACUCAAGUAAUCACUAAAAAUAAAUUACAGAAAAACACUUCAACCAAAACACAUAAAAAGUCCAAUGAGUUGAAACUUUAG